Molecule: messenger RNA, 915 nt
Organism: Parascedosporium putredinis
Lineage: Eukaryota; Fungi; Ascomycota; Sordariomycetes; Microascales; Microascaceae
Source: the annotation of a GenBank genome assembly
AUGGCGCCCUCGGCAGCUGAUCACCAGCGCCAGCGCCAAAUGCUCCUCUUCCAAAAGUUGCUGAACCAGCGCGACAGCGCGAGCCCUCUCACCCUCGUCGUGGACAGUCUCGAGCAGCCCGCCGGUCCUCUAGUCACCGAGUUUGCGCUGAGAUCCAAGAAAGCGGCCAAGGCCAAAAUCAUCUAUCUCAGCUUCUCCACGCUGAAGAAACCCGCGCACGCAGAUGUACAUCUAAGCGGGAGGGGGAAGUCCUUGGCAGCCGUGAGGACGGAACUGAUGAAGCACUUCCCUGCCGUCGACCCCAAAACCCCCAAGCAAGCCCAGAGAGCCCUUGUCAUACUUGACUCUCUAAACCCCCUCGUCGCCAGCAACCCGGACAACCUCAUCGCUUUCCUCUCCAACGCCAUCACCCCCGCCGUCUCCCUCGUCGCCAUCUACCACUCCGACGUCCCCGUCGUCCUCCCCAGAAAUUACAACGACCUCGCUCACGAGAUCGAGCGUCAAAAGGCCAGGAACCGGAGCGUCCCCGAGCCCGAGUUCGGCCUCCGCGAAGGGCGCGAGGGGGUCCUCAUCGGCCUGCAAGAAAGGAAGCCCGGGGGCCAGGGCAACGGCUUCGUCGUCCAGAUGGAGCUUAGGAGGCGGAGCGGCCGGCCCGUCACGGGCACCUUUGAAAACUACCCCGGGUUCAAGCCCCCAGAGGACGAAGGCGCCGCGGCUUCCCAGGCCAACGAGGGAGAGGAACAGCCCCAAAGUACGUUCAACCUGGGGCUCACGGAUAAGCAGCGCAGCGACAGGGAGGGAAUCGUGCUGCCGUAUUUCGAUGCCCAGACGGAUAUUGGUGGGGGAGAGGGUGGGAGGAUUCUGUACGAGAUGGGGAGAGAGGACGAUUUCGAUGACGAAGAAGACGAGAUAUAA